Acinonyx jubatus (cheetah) is the source of this 1943-nucleotide messenger RNA. It is a transcript of the gene DCTN5, whose product is annotated as dynactin subunit 5. The record is from RefSeq and is a predicted model, not a curated record. Lineage: Eukaryota; Metazoa; Chordata; Mammalia; Carnivora; Felidae. The transcript is spliced from 6 exons. The coding region runs from base 111 to 575 and encodes 154 amino acids.
UACGCCCAGGGCGGAAGUGGAGGAGCGGCCGGAAGUAGUCCGAAUCCCAGUCAGACUGACCGGCUGGCGGCUUUGACAGGAGCGGGAGCUGCGGAAAGAAGUUGGUGGCAAUGGAGUUGGGCGAGCUGCUUUAUAACAAGUCGGAGUACAUCGAGACGGCAUCUGGAAACAAAGUUAGUCGCCAGUCUGUGUUGUGUGGAAGUCAGAACAUCGUUCUCAAUGGCAAGACCAUUGUGAUGAACGACUGUAUUAUCCGAGGGGAUCUGGCAAAUGUGAGAGUUGGACGUCAUUGCGUUGUGAAAAGCCGGAGUGUCAUAAGGCCACCUUUCAAGAAAUUCAGCAAAGGUGUUGCAUUUUUUCCUUUACAUAUCGGGGACCAUGUCUUUAUUGAGGAAGAUUGUGUGGUCAACGCAGCUCAGAUUGGCUCUUACGUUCACGUUGGCAAGAACUGUGUGAUUGGGCGCCGGUGUGUAUUGAAAGAUUGCUGCAAAAUUCUUGACAACACAGUUUUACCCCCAGAAACUGUGGUGCCGCCAUUCACUGUCUUCUCCGGCUGCCCAGGGGAGACAACAUGAAAAGAGAAGCAAUUUCUGGAUGGAAACGCACAUUUGGAAUUUGAAAAAGCAGUUGCACUGCCAGUGAGCCCUAGGUGAAAUGUCCAACGCCUAGAGGCUGAUGCCAGGCCAGCAUGAUGUACAUGGUUUUGAGUGGGUCAGACUGACAACAUGAAAAGGAAGCCUUGCUUGUCACUUGGACUUGGACCAUGGCUGUCUGAUACUGCAGUAUGACUUUCUGCAAGAAGCCAAAGAAAAGCAGCUGGCUCUCUUGGAAUCCCAGAUUCACUAAUUGUAAAAGUCUGCAUGUGACUAAGCUGAAAACUGGCCUCUGGGAGCUGUUUCAGCCCCAGCAGGAGCUGUGCUGACCUGGAAGCAGACACAGACUCCAUGAAUAGGACUCAGACCCUGGGACCGUUGAAGGUUUGGGACCCCUUCUGUAGAGCUCUCAUUAUGAAAACCUACAUCGUGGAUGCUGGCCGGACCGUCGGGCCACAUACACAUGCCCACAGGAGAAGGCUUAUUCUCUGAUGGGACCAUCUACAAUCAAGCUGCUGGUCAGCUCUUUGUCGCGAAUGCGGAGGCUACCUGCAUCCUGAUUUGUGAUCCCUGCCAGUGUUGGGGGAGGGCACAUCACAGGGACUGUGACCCCUCCACCUGCUGUUGAAGAUCAGACUCUGGGCCUUCUUGGCAAGGAUGUCUCACGGGUGUUGACUUGUGUUCGACUUUCUAGAGUAGUUGCGGCUUAACCACAGUGGGCUGAUAGCCUGAUUCUAUUUCCUUACUGCACCCUCCCACCCCCAUACACACCUAGUAAGGUAGGUUCAUUAUUUGAAUAUAGCUGUCUCAAGAGGGAUUGAUCUAGGCUGUUCACUGAAUAAAAGGAAUGGGAGAUGAUGUACACCCAUUUGGAAACUUUUGAAAAUUCAAGCUUUCAUCCUCCACUAGUCUGCCAGGGCUCCCAGAACAAAAUGCCUCAGACUGGGGGGCUUAAAUUAGAGAAAUAUGUGCUCUCACAGUUCUAGAGGCCUGCAGUCCUAGACCAAGGUAUUGGUGGGUUUGACUUCUCUCAAGCCCUCUCUCUUGGCUUAUAGAUUCUCACCGUGUCCUGACAUAGUCGCCCCUCUGUGCUGUCUGUAUCCUGAUCUUCUCUUCUUCUAAGGACACCAGUCAGUUUGGAUGAGGGCCUACCCUAGUGAUUCUAUUUUAAUUCAGUCAGCUCUUUGAAAGUCUUGUUUCCCAAUAGAGUCACAAUUCAGAGGUACUGGGGGUUAAGGCUUCAACAUAGGAAUGGCAGAGGGGACACAAUUCAACCCCUGUAACACAUCCUGACCAAUGCCUGAAUUUGUCUUUCUGGUUAAGUUAGAUAAAAAUGUUUAUCUGCAAAAA